AUGCUGAUCACUGCCUACAUUUGGGCGUCCAUCUCCAAUCGCCGAGGUCGGCGGAUCUGCCUGCUCGUGGGGCUCCUUGCGGGGCUGUGCACCACCACCGUUCAGGCCUUCUGCAAGAGCUACUGGGUGGUUGCCGGCGCGCGCUUCUCUGCAGGCCUUCUGAACAGCAACCUGUCCAUCAUGCGCACCGCCCUGCGGGAGACCUUCCAGCACGAGAGGAGCGAGGACACGUGGGCUUUUUCCACGUUGAGCGUCGCCUUCAGCGCCUCCUGCAUGGCGGGUCCCUCCCUGGGAGGUCUGAUGUAUGGCACGUCGCUGCCCAUACUGGAAGGCGACAUGCAGAACCCCUGGUCUGCCUCGAUGCUGACAUGCGUCUUCAUGUACGCCUUCUGCUUUGCUUUCACGUGGUGGCGCCUGCCGGAAACGGCCUUCCUCGCCUCCAAGCGCGGCUCGUCAAAGAGGACCGAGAACGUCAUCGAUGAGCACAUAGGUCAGCCCCUCCUCCACGACGUGAACUUCCUUCUACUCCUCGUCAUGGGCGGAGGCCAUUCCUAUGUGUUCACGGGGUGGGAGAUUGUCUACCCGCUGAUCGCAAGGCUUCCCUUGGAAGAGCGCGGCGAGCAGUGGACAGCAGCAGAUAUUGGCGUCACGUUCCUCAUGGGGAGUUUUUUCCUGUGCCUGUACAGCCUGGCGUGCUACCCCAGGAUAGCGCAGCGGCUCCCGAUCGUCCGCUUCUGGUGCCUCUCCCUGGUGGCGCCGCUGCUAGUGAUGCCGGCCUUUCCCCGGCUGCUGACCGCCAUCUGCUCGGCGCAUGAAUGCGCCGCGGAGGACUCGAGCGGGCUGGUCAGCGCGCUGAACUACGGGGCGCAGGUCUGCGUCAGCGUCCUGCUCGGUAGCGGCUUUAUCAGCAUUCAGGUAAUCCUCAACAACUACGUCGGGGUCAGGCCCGACGGGAAAUCCGCCCUCGCGCUCGCCAACAGCAUGCUGGUCUCCGUGCAGGCGCUGGUGCGAGCUGCCUCGCCCGUGGUCACCGGGUCGCUGCUCGUCUUCGGCCUGGGGCAGGAGGACUCUCCAGAGCGCUGGGGCUUGAGCCGCUCUCUGCCCUUCGACAGCCUCGCGCUGGUAGGCCUGACCGCCUGUUUGCUGGCCGCGCUGGCCUUCGAGCGCCGCGUUGCGGGGGCCCUAGCCCAGCGAGGCCUCCGCGGAGGCGGCCUCGGGGGCGGCGGCCACGAGGGCGCACCGCGGGAGCAGGCCGGAAGCGGCCGCGGCCCAGCCCGACGGCCAGCCUGGAGCCCGGCCUGGCGAGCACCCCACCCAC
Molecule: messenger RNA, 1318 nt
Organism: Prorocentrum cordatum
Lineage: Eukaryota; Dinophyceae; Prorocentrales; Prorocentraceae
Source: the annotation of a GenBank genome assembly